Molecule: messenger RNA, 312 nt
Organism: Nematocida minor
Lineage: Eukaryota; Fungi; Microsporidia
Exons: 1
Coding region: 1-312 (103 amino acids)
Biological process (GO): cell differentiation; regulation of transcription by RNA polymerase II
Molecular function (GO): RNA polymerase II cis-regulatory region sequence-specific DNA binding
Source: RefSeq, a predicted model, not a curated record
AUGGACAAGAAAGUCAGAAGACCAAGGCUCACAGGGGCGCAGAGCAAGCUCCUUUCCAUAGUCUACCACCAAACACCAAAGCCAGGGAACGACCUCAGAAGAAAGCUCGCCAAUGAGUUUGACAUUCCCAUACGCACAGUGCAGAUUUGGUUUCAGAACAGAAGGGCAAAGGAGAAAAGACACGCAGCGCAGAAGAAACAGCCGAGCAGAAAGGAGCCAGAAGGCGCGCAGCCAGGGAGCAUCACUUUCUUAAACUCCGCCCUCACCUCGUACGAAGAGUACUUCAAAGUUUUCCUGGAAGAGAACUACUAG